Molecule: messenger RNA, 5010 nt
Organism: Rangifer tarandus platyrhynchus (Svalbard reindeer)
Lineage: Eukaryota; Metazoa; Chordata; Mammalia; Artiodactyla; Cervidae
Source: the annotation of a GenBank genome assembly
AUGUGGGGCGCCCCGGACGAGAGCUCGGUGCGGGUGGCUGUCAGAAUAAGACCACAGCUUGCCAAAGAAAGGAUUGAAGGAUGCCAUAUUUGUACAUCUGUAACGCCUGGAGAGCCUCAAGUCUUCCUAGGCAAGGAUAAAGCUUUCACUUUUGAUUAUGUGUUUGACAUUGAAUCCCAGCAAGAGCAGAUCUACACUCAGUGUAUAGAAAAACUAAUUGACGGCUGUUUUGAAGGAUAUAAUGCUACAGUUUUUGCUUAUGGACAAACUGGAGCUGGCAAAACAUACACAAUGGGAACAGGAUUUGAUGUUAACAUCAUUGAGGAAGAACAGGGUAUUAUUUCUCGUGCUGUUAAACAUCUUUUCAAGAGUAUUGAAGAAAAAAAACACACUUCCAUUAAAAACGGACUUCCUCCUCCAGAUUUUAAAGUGAAUGCCCAGUUCUUAGAGCUAUAUAAUGAAGAGGUUCUUGACUUAUUUGAUACUACUCGUGAUAUUGAUGCAAAAACUAAAAAAUCAAAUAUAAGGAUUCAUGAAGAUUCAGCUGGAGGAAUUUAUACUGUGGGCGUCACAACACGUACAGUGAAUACAGAAUCCGAGAUGAUGCAGUGUUUGAAGCUGGGUGCUUUAUCUCGGACAACUGCUAGUACCCAAAUGAAUGUUCAGAGCUCUCGUUCACAUGCCAUUUUUACCAUUCACUUGUGUCAAACCAGAAUGUGUCCUCAAAUAGAUGCUGAAAGUGCAACUGAUAAUAAAGUGAUUUCUGAAUCAUCACAGAUGAAUGAAUUUGAAACUCUGACUGCAAAGUUCCAUUUUGUUGAUCUGGCAGGUUCAGAAAGACUGAAACGUACUGGAGCUACAGGCGAGAGAGCAAAAGAAGGCAUUUCCAUCAACUGUGGACUAUUGGCACUUGGCAAUGUAAUAAGUGCAUUGGGAGAUAAGAGCAAGAGGGCAACUCAUGUUCCCUAUAGAGAUUCUAAGCUGACAAGACUACUACAGGACUCUCUUGGGGGCAAUAGCCAAACAAUCAUGAUAGCAUGUGUCAGCCCUUCAGACAGAGAUUUUAUGGAAACUUUAAAUACCCUGAAAUAUGCCAAUAGAGCUAGAAAUAUCAAGAACAAAGUGAUGGUCAAUCAAGACAGAGCUAGUCAGCAGAUCAAUGCACUCCGUAGUGAGAUCACACGACUUCAGAUGGAACUUAUGGAGUAUAAAACAGGCAAAAGAAUAAUUGAUGAAGAGGGUGUGGAAAGCAUCAAUGACAUGUUUCAUGAGAAUGCUAUGCUACAGACGGAAAAUAACAACCUGCGUGUAAGAAUUAAAGCCAUGCAAGAGACGGUCGAUGCUCUGAGGACCAGAAUCACACAGCUUGUUAGUGAUCAGGCCAACCAAGUUCUUGUCAGAGCAGGUGAAGGGAAUGAGGAGAUUAGUAAUAUGAUUCAUAAUUACAUUAAAGAAAUUGAAGAUCUCAGGGCAAAAUUAUUAGAAAGUGAAGCAGUGAAUGAGAAUCUUCGAAAAAACUUGACAAGAGCCACAUCAAGAUCACCAUAUUUCAGCGGAUCAUCAGCUUUCUCCCCUACUAUAAUAUCCUCAGAUAAAGAGACCAUUGAGAUUAUAGACCUAGCUAAGAAAGAUUUAGAGAAGCUGAAAAGAAAAGAAAAGAAGAAGAAAAAAAGGCUACAGAAACUUGAGGAAAGCAAUCGAGAAGAAAGAAGUGUGGCUGGUAAAGAGGAUAAUAUAGAAACUGACCAAGAGAAGAAAGAAGAGAAGAAUAUUUCAGAAAGAGAAAACAUUGAAUUAGAAGUUGAAGAAAGUCAAGAAGUGAGUGAUCAUGAAGAUGAGGAAGAAGAAGAGGAGGAGGAAGAAGAUGACAUUGAAGGGGGUGAAAGCUCUGAUGAAUCAGAUUCUGAAUCAGAUGAAAAAGCCAAUUAUCAAGCAGACCUAGCAAACAUUACUUGUGAAAUUGCAAUCAAGCAAAAGCUGAUUGAUGAACUAGAAAAUAGCCAGAAAAGACUGCAGACGCUGAAAAAACAGUAUGAAGAGAAGCUAAUGAUGCUACAACAUAAAAUUCGGGACACACAGCUUGAAAGAGACCAAGUGCUUCAAAACUUAGGCUCAGUGGAAUCUUACUCAGAAGAAAAGGCAAAAAAAGUUAGGUCUGAAUAUGAAAAGAAACUACAAGCCAUGAAUAAAGAACUUCAGAGACUUCAGGCAGCUCAGAAAGAGCAUGCAAGGUUGCUUAAAAAUCAGUCCCAAUAUGAAAAACAAUUGAAGAAAUUACAGCAGGAUGUGAUGGAAAUGAAGAAAACUAAGGUUCGCUUGAUGAAACAAAUGAAGGAAGAACAAGAAAAAGCCCGAUUGACAGAAUCUAGAAGAAACAGAGAGAUUGCUCAACUGAAAAAAGAUCAACGUAAAAGAGAUCAUCAACUUAGACUUCUGGAAGCCCAAAAAAGAAACCAAGAAGUGGUUCUUCGUCGCAAAACAGAAGAGGUUACAGCUCUUCGCCGGCAAGUAAGGCCCAUGUCAGAUAAAGUGGCUGGGAAAGUCACUCGGAAGUUGAGCUCAUCUGAUACUCCUGUUCAGGACACAGGUUCCAGUGCAGCUGCUGUAGAAACAGAUGCAUUAAGAGCUGGAGCCCAGCAAAAAAUGAGAAUUCCUGUGGCAAGAGUCCAGGCCUUACCAACACCCACAGCAAAUGGAACCAGAAAAAAAUACCAAAGGAAAGGAUUGACUGGCCGAGUGUUUACUUCUAAAACAGCUCGCAUGAAGUGGCAGCUUCUUGAACGCAGGGUCACAGACAUCAUCAUGCAGAAAAUGACUAUUUCCAAUAUGGAGGCUGAUAUGAAUAGGCUGCUCAAGCAACGGGAAGAACUCACAAAAAGACGAGAGAAACUUUCAAAGAGAAGGGAAAAGAUAGUCAAAGAGACUGGAGAAGGAGAUAAAAAUGUGAUUAACAUCAAUGAGGAGAUGGAGUCAUUAACUGCUAAUAUAGAUUAUAUCAAUGACAGUAUUUCUGAUUGUCAAGCUAAUAUCAUGCAGAUGGAAGAAGCAAAGGAAGAAGGAGAAACAUUGGAUGUCACUGCAGUCAUUAAUGCUUGCACACUUACAGAAGCUCGAUACCUUCUAGAUCACUUCCUGUCAAUGGGCAUCAAUAAGGGUCUUCAGGCUGCCCAGAAAGAGGCUCAAAUUAAAGUACUUGAAGGUCGGCUUAAACAAACUGAAAUAACCAGUGCUACACAAAACCAGCUCUUAUUCCAUAUGUUGAAAGAGAAAGCAGAAUUAAAUCCUGAGCUAGAUGCUUUACUAGGCCAUGCUUUACAAGAUCUAGAUAGCGUACCAUUAGAAAAUGUAGAGGAGAGCACUGAUGAGGAUGUACCUUUAAACAGUCCAGGAUCAGAAGGAAGCUCACUGUCUUCAGACCUUAUGAAGCUUUGUGGUGAAGUGAAACCAAAAAGCAAGGCCCGAAGGAGAACCACCACUCAAAUGGAAUUGCUGUAUGCAGAUAGCAGUGAAGUAGCCUCAGACACUAAUACAGGAGAUGCCUCCUUGCCUGGCCCUCUUACACCUGUUGCAGAAGGGCAAGAGAUUGGAAUGAGUACAGAGACAAGUACCUCUGCUAGGGAAAAAGAGCUCCCUCCCCCAUCUGGCUUCCCUUCUAAGAUAGGCAGCAUUUCCAGGCAGUCCUCCAUGUCAGAAAAAAAGCUACCAGAGCCUUCCCCUGUAACAAGGAGAAAGGCAUAUGAGAAAGCAGAAAAAUCAAAGGCAAAGGAACAAAAACACUCAGAUUCUGGAACCUCAGAGGCUAGUCUUUCACCUCCUCCUUCCCCACCAAGCCGGCCCCGUAAUGAACUGAAUGUUUUUAAUCGUCUUACUGUUUCUCAGGGAAACACAUCAGUUCAGCAGGAUAAGUCUGAUGAAAGUGAUUCCUCUCUGUCGGAGGUACACAGGGGCAUAAUCAAUCCGUUUCCAGCUUCAAAAGGAAUCAGAACUUCUCCACUUCAGUGCGUUCAUAUAGCUGAAGGGCAUACAAAAGCUGUGCUCUGUGUGGAUUCUACUGAUGAUCUUCUUUUCACUGGAUCAAAAGAUCGUACUUGUAAAGUAUGGAAUCUGGUGACUGGGCAGGAGAUAAUGUCACUGGGAGGUCAUCCCAACAAUGUAGUAUCUGUAAAAUAUUGUAAUUAUACAAGCUUGGUCUUCACUGUGUCAACAUCUUAUAUUAAGGUGUGGGAUAUCAGAGAUUCAGCAAAGUGUGUUCGAACGCUAACGUCUUCAGGUCAGGUUACUCUUGGAGAUGCUUGUUCUGCAAGUACUAGCCGAACAGUUACUAUUCCUUCGGGGGAAAACCAGAUCAAUCAAAUUUCACUAAACCCAACUGGGACUUUCCUCUAUGCAGCCUCUGGAAAUGCUGUCAGAAUGUGGGAUCUUAAAAGGUUUCAGUCCACAGGAAAGUUGACAGGACAUCUAGGCCCUGUUAUGUGUCUUACUGUAGAUCAGAUUUCUAAUGGACAAGAUCUAAUCAUCACUGGCUCCAAGGAUCAUUACAUCAAAAUGUUUGAUGUAACAGAAGGGGCGCUUGGAACUGUGAGUCCCACCCACAAUUUUGAGCCCCCUCAUUAUGAUGGCAUUGAAGCAUUAACCAUACAUGGGGAUAACCUAUUUAGUGGGUCCAGAGAUAAUGGAAUCAAGAAAUGGGAUUUAGCUCAAAAAGAUCUUCUACAGCAAGUUCCAAAUGCACAUAAGGAUUGGGUCUGUGCCCUGGAAGUGGUGCCAGGCCACCCACUUUUGCUCAGUGGCUGCAGAGGGGGCAUUCUGAAGCUCUGGAACAUCGAUACCUUUGUGCCAGCUGGCGAGAUGAGAGGUCAUGAGAGUCCUAUCAAUGCCAUCUGUGCUAAUUCCACCCACAUUUUUACUGCAGCGGAUGAUCGAACUGUGAGAAUUUGGAAGACUCGAAAUUUGCAAGAUGGUCAAAUCUCUGACACAGGAGAUUUGGGGGAAGAUAUUGCCAGUAAUUAA